AGCGAUCCACACACUGUACACGGCGGAGUCAGGUGACACCUCGGGUGACCCCUCCUCCCUCAGGACACAGCCACCGACCAUGCACAGCCGGGACUCAGGUCUGCCAGAGGCAGAAGGGAGGUUGGCGGCGGACAAGAGGCAGAUGGCGGAACGGCUCCGGGAACUGACCCAGACGCGGCUGCAGAAGAUCUGGAUCCCCCAUCAGUGUGAGCGGCUGCAGCAGAGGCGAGGAUCGUCGGUACCCCAGUUUACAAACUCUCCCACGAUGAUUGUAAUGGUCGGGCUCCCUGCACGCGGAAAGACGUACAUCUCCAAAAAACUCACUCGCUACCUCAACUGGAUUGGGACUCCAACCAAAGUAUUCAAUGUGGGACAGUAUCGCCGGGAUGCCGUGCAGAGCUACAAGAAUUACGAGUUCUUCCGCGCCGACAACCAGGAAGCCAUGACCAUCCGGAAGCAGUGUGCUCUGAAUGCCUUGUUAGACGUCCACACGUUCCUAUCCCGGGAGGAAGGACACGUUGCUGUAUUUGAUGCCACUAAUACCACCAGGGAGAGGAGGUCUGUGAUUUUGCAGUUUGCCAAGGAGCGUGGUUACAAGGUCUUCUUCAUAGAGUCCCUCUGCGACGAUCCCGAUAUCAUCGCUGAAAACAUCACUCAAGUCAAGCUGACCAGCCCGGACUACAUCGGCUGCGAUCGGGAGAAGGUGGUGGAGGAUUUCCUGAAGAGGAUCGAUUGCUAUCAGAUGAAUUAUGAGCCGCUGCACGACGACAUGGACGGCUCUCUGUCUUAUAUUAAGAUUUUUAACGUGGGAAACCGAUACCUGGUGAAUCGAGUGCAGGACCACGUGCAGAGCCGGGCGGUGUACUACCUGAUGAACAUCCACGUGACGCCGCGCUCCAUCUACCUGUCCCGCCACGGGGAGAGUGAACUCAAUCUUGUGGGUAGGAUCGGCGGGGACACUGGACUGUCGGCACGGGGGAAACAGUAUGCUCAUGCACUGGGAAACUUCAUAAAGUCUCAGCAGAUCCCGGACCUGAAGGUUUGGACCAGUCACAUGAAGCGUACCAUCCAGACAGCGGAAGCGUUGCACGUCCCGUACGAGCAGUGGAAAGCCCUGAAUGAGAUCGAUGCGGGCGUGUGUGAGGAGAUGACGUAUGAGGAGAUACAGGAUCACUUCCCCGAGGAAUUUGCACUAAGGGACCAGGACAAAUAUCGCUACAGAUAUCCCAAGGGAGAGUCCUACGAGGACCUCGUCCAGAGACUGGAGCCGGUGAUCAUGGAGCUGGAGCGUCAGGAGAACGUCUUGGUGAUCUGCCAUCAAGCGGUGAUGCGUUGCCUGCUGGCCUACUUCCUCGACAAAACUGCAGAAGAGCUGCCAUACCUGAAGUGUCCUCUGCACACCGUAUUGAAACUGACUCCUGUGGCCUAUGGUUGUAAAGUGGAAUCCAUCUACCUGAACGUGGAAGCGGUGAACACUCACAGGGAGAAGCCAUUGAAUGUGGAAGUGUCUCGUGAUCCCGAGGAAGCGCUGGACACCGUCCCGGAACAUUUUUAAAUGAGAACGAUCAAAGAUGCUGAAUUUAUUUUCUUUUAA
Molecule: messenger RNA, 1594 nt
Organism: Nanorana parkeri
Lineage: Eukaryota; Metazoa; Chordata; Amphibia; Anura; Dicroglossidae
Gene: PFKFB1
Product: 6-phosphofructo-2-kinase/fructose-2,6-biphosphatase 1
Exons: 14
Coding region: 80-1555 (491 amino acids)
Biological process (GO): fructose 2,6-bisphosphate metabolic process; fructose metabolic process
Cellular component (GO): cytosol; 6-phosphofructo-2-kinase/fructose-2,6-biphosphatase complex
Molecular function (GO): fructose-2,6-bisphosphate 2-phosphatase activity; ATP binding; 6-phosphofructo-2-kinase activity
Source: RefSeq, a predicted model, not a curated record